Messenger RNA from Dicrocoelium dendriticum, 1426 nucleotides. The record is from the annotation of a GenBank genome assembly. NCBI's taxonomy places the organism in Eukaryota, Metazoa, Platyhelminthes, Trematoda, Plagiorchiida, Dicrocoeliidae.
AUGGUUUCGCACAUCACGCCUUUUAUGUUGGAUGUAUUUCAGGCACGUGAAGCUGCCUAUGAAGCCGAACAAGCACGUAUCCGGCAAGAGAAAGAACUAGAAAUAGCUCGCCUACGUGCACUACAGGAACGUGCCUCAGAUGAGGCGGCCGAGCGAGAUGCACUUCGUGCGAAACGUGCAGCCGAAGCCAGAGAGCGUGAAUGGCGGCGCAAGGAGAAAGAAGAAGCAUUGAAGAAGCAACAGACUGAAGAUGAGUUGAAACGCGCCCGCGUUGCGCAAGCAGAAGAACGCAGGCGGUUAUUGGCCAUUGAAGCUGGACGGGAACGCGCAGAAUUUGAACGAAUUUUAAGACGUCAAAAGGAGAUGAUGGAUGCCGACCUUCGGGAGCAGAAUCAGGCCAAGUUGAAGAACAGAAAGUAUGCUGAAGAGGUCCGCAAACAAAUCUGUCUUAAAGAACAGGAGCGAAUAGCGGAGCGGAAUGCAUUCUUCGAGGAAGGAGUCAAGCUCGCAGAAGAGGCGCGGUUGCGUCAAAUGCGUCUGAUGGAUGCCAAGAACCGAAAACUUAAAGAACUCAGGGAGGCGGGUAUUCCGGAGAAAUACCUUCACCAAGUGGAAAGAAAAGCCCUUCAUUUAAAAGAGACUGAGAGUCAUUGACCUAUUCCAAAUUGGUCGUGUUCUCUUCGACCCCACUUCCCUGACUACAGUCAGCACAAACCCAAUCAUCUCUUUCGACCUUUCCUUCAGCAAUGAAACUUGUGAGAUUUCUGAUGGCUACCCAAUCUUUGAGAUGUACUAGAUUCCGGCUCACCUGGCUUCUGUUAAUGCCGGGUCAUAAGGUGCAGCUUAGCGGCUGCUCUACAACUCUUUCCGACUACAUCAACUGUGAGGUUCUCUUUGAACACAUAAUUACUGCGAGUUUGUCUCCUUUCGUACUCUGAGAACCACAAACAGCGAAGCACACCAGUCCGAAGGAAUCAAAUUCCGUGUUGAUAGUAGAGCCUGAGGAUCUAACAGCCAAACCUCUAAUCGGUGGUCACAAUAGCUCUAGCCUGAGUCAUAUUCACAAGGCUACUUAUUCUAAGGGAUGUGUAUUUUCAGGAAAUCAGGAAACAAUAAAAUAACAAAACCAUACAAUCAUCAACAUAACGAUCAAAAAUAAAUGUAUGAAAAGUAAUCAAGUUUAUGUUGCAGAACCAUUCCGUGUAUACGUCUAGAUGGUGCAUUGGUGGUUACACGUCUGUUGGUUCCAAAUUCAAACAUGCUGCACUAUAAAUCGCAAGUGUAAAACUGGAUUCCCCCCAGAUACAUCGGACUCUUUCCCAUGUAAACCUUGGACGACUUGAAUCCAUGAGUUUGUGUCGAGCUACAUGUGAUGAAAUAAAUAAAUAAGAAGUACUCUUCUCGAUCUUGCUGGAUAAGUUCCCAC